UUAUUAUUUCUUUACAAAAACAAUCAAAGGCUAGCUUCGAGUGUGUACAAAAUACGGUAGAGAAAAAAGAGGAUAUGCCAAGAAAGACUUUCAUGGGUUCAAUCUCAUCUCCUAAGGUUGACAUCUUCGUCGAUACGGGAAACCCUUUGCUGAAUCACACUCUUGAUGGCUUCUUGAAGAUUGGAACUGUUGCUGCUGCAAAAGUAGCUGUGGAGGAAACUUACCAUGUUGUCAAAAGAGGGAGUGUUUCAAAGCAUAACUUUGAGACUGCGUUAAAGAAGAUGUGUAAAGAAGGCGCAUACUGGGGCGCUAUAGCUGGGGUAUAUGUCGGAAUGGAAUAUGGCGUUGAGAGAGUGCGUGGCACUAGAGACUGGAAGAAUGCAAUGAUUGGUGGUGCGCUGACUGGGGCAGUCGUAUCUGCGGUCAGCAACAGCAGCAAAGGAGAUGAUAUUGUAAUGGGUGCCAUCACAGGAGGUGCAAUUGCAACUGCUGCAGAGUUCAUUAGCUAUCUUACCUAAAGAUUGAUAUUUGACAUAAUUCUGUAUUUUUAUGUGCUGAUAAUACUAUCUCAUCUGCCUUCAAUCUUUUGGCACUGCACAAUGUAUCUUAUAAUCUGAUAAGACCUUCUAGUAAA
This is a messenger RNA of Erigeron canadensis, 634 nucleotides long. Its product is annotated as outer envelope pore protein 16, chloroplastic-like. Gene Ontology annotation, molecular function: amino acid transmembrane transporter activity. Gene Ontology annotation, cellular component: chloroplast outer membrane. The transcript has 6 exons. The record is from RefSeq and is a predicted model, not a curated record. NCBI's taxonomy places the organism in Eukaryota, Viridiplantae, Streptophyta, Magnoliopsida, Asterales, Asteraceae. Gene Ontology annotation, biological process: protein import into chloroplast stroma. The coding region runs from base 75 to 518 and encodes 147 amino acids.